AUGAUUUGGAGUAUUGGGAAGCUGAAAUGGAUGAUUCAGUUUGGAUUAUGUUUUAUGAGUUUUGGAUUUGUUUCAGUUUCAGGAUCAUUCUCCUUUGAAAUUCACCAUAGAUUCUCAGAGCAAGUCAAGACCGUUCUUGGUGGCCAUGGCUUGCCUGAAAUGGGAACUCUCGACUACUACGAGGCCUUGGUUCAUCGGGAUCGAGGUCGCCGACUAACCUCUAACAACAAUCAGACGACUGUAUAUUUCGCUCAAGGCAACUCCACCAAAGAAAUCAGUUUUCUACAUUAUGCGAAUGUGACGGUAGGGACACCGGCUCAAUGGUUCUUGGUGGCUUUAGACACAGGAAGUGAUUUGUUCUGGUUACCUUGUAAUUGCAAUUCCACUUGCGUACGGAGCAUGGAAACCGACCAAGGCGAGAGGAUAAAGCUCAACAUCUACGAUCCAACCAUAUCAACAUCAAGCUCAAAGGUUCCUUGCAAUAGCACACUCUGUGCAUUAAGAAAUAGAUGUGUUUCUCCGCUCAGUGAUUGUCCUUACCGAAUUCGAUAUCUCUCUCCCGGAAGCAGAAGCACAGGUGUAUUGGUGGAGGAUAUGAUCCACAUGAGCACAGAAGAAGGAGAAGCCAGAGAUGCUCGCAUCACAUUCGGAUGUAGUGAGUCCCAACUAGGGUUGUUCCAAGAAACGGCUGUAAAUGGUAUAAUGGGACUUUCAAUAGCCAACUUAGCGGUUCCAAACAUGUUGGCUAAAGCCGGUGUGGCUUCAGAUUCUUUCUCAAUGUGUUUCGGUCAUAAUGGGAAAGGAACAAUUAGUUUCGGAGACAAAGGAAGCUCAGACCAGCUUGAGACUCCAUUGAGUGACACUCUUUCUUCGCAGUUUUACGAUGUGAGAAUCACCAAAUUCAAGGUGGGAAGAGUGACGGUGGAAACAGAAUUCGAUGCGAUAUUCGACUCUGGCACGGCGGUUACAUGGCUGGUCGAGCCUCACUACACCUCUCUAACCACAAAUUUCCAUCUCUCUGUACCAGACAGACGACUUCCGGCAACUGCAAGGAAUCCCUUUGAGUUCUGCUACAUUAUUACAUCAGCUACAGAUGAAGAUAAGAUUCCUUCACUUAGCUUUCAAAUGAAAGGAGGAGCUACGUAUAAUGUUUUCAGCCCCAUACUUGCAUUCGUCACCUCCAAUGGUGUAGAAUUCUAUUGCUUAGCAGUCUUAAAAGAAGUUACUGCCGACUACAACAUCAUUGGACAAAACUUCAUGACCAACUACAGAAUCGUCCACGAUCGCGAGAGAAUGAUCUUGGGAUGGAAAGAAUCUGAUUGUAACGAUGAGAACCGUUUUACAGGACCUAACGCAUCAGCGAAACCGCCAUCGCUGCCGCCAACGCCGUCUUCAAGACCCAAAAGCCCUUCCACUCGCCUAAACCCUCUCACUGCAUCUUCAGUUUUCAUCAUCCUCCUCUGUUUCUUUUCUUUUCUAUAUAUCUGA
Messenger RNA from Arabis nemorensis, 1488 nucleotides. The record is from the annotation of a GenBank genome assembly. NCBI's taxonomy places the organism in Eukaryota, Viridiplantae, Streptophyta, Magnoliopsida, Brassicales, Brassicaceae.